AUGGUUGGACAUCUGCCACAACGGCCCCCAUUCACGCGCAGUGUCAAGUUCGACGGGAGGAGUGCUGGUAGUUGCCCGAGACACGCAACUCGGCUAUCGGGUUACCUCCACUGACCGUCAAUACAAUAACAGUUCCCACCUGUGCUCAAUGUGCCAGUCUACUCGCCGUUCUUAUGAUAUGGUGUUUAUUUCGCUCGCUGUAAAACGAUAGGUAACAUUCGUGGAUAUGGGGCGAGAAAGAAAUCCGGUUUUUGAAUCUCUAACCAAGUGAUUCGAAGGCUUUUUAAUUGAAAAAAAAAACGAUUGAGACCCAAAAAGUUCCGCUCACGAUUUUUCUAUACUAUCCGUUUUAUCAUAAAGUAGCAUGAAAACAGUUUUUACUCUCCUGAAAAUCCCUGAUAUACUUCACCACUAGUCUUUGAAAAUUCCAAAUAAUCAGUUCAUUUUCAUAAUUGGUUCCUGGAGUUUGAGAGAAAAAGAAAUUCUAAAAGGGAAUUUCCUUAUACAAAAAAAGAAGACAAAUUCUCUAAAUUUUAAUUAAAUUCUGAGGAAUUUUUUGAGGAAUCCCUAUAUGGGUUUGCUGUUUAAGGGGCCGCUAUAGGGGUAGAAAUCUUAUGGGUCCCUUUACGGGUUUAGGGUCUGGCUCCUGAGCCCCUAAAGCUUUAGGGGUCCCCAAUUUUUAAUAAACGAAAUUCCAUAAUGCAUCAAUCAAUUUCCCUCGUCAAUGCGUUUACGGAUAAGCAAAAGUUAAGGACCGCUGGAACGGGAAAACCAAUUCUAGAGACCAGAACUUUUAUACCCUUAUAGGGACUCCUUGGAGCUUGACCCCUAUAGGGGCCCCUAUGACACCUUUUUAGGGGCCCCUAUAGGAGGAGCGUAGGGGUACCUCAUAGGGCCCCUAUGAAACCCCUAUAGAGACCUCUCAAAAGUCUCUCAGUUUCACUUGGAAAGAAAAGAAAUCGACUUAAGACCAUUCAGUCUUUUCUCAGUCUAUUCCAGGGGCAGAAAAUUUUUGAAUACUAUUUCCUUUUUCCCAAUUAGCUCAUGAGUAACAUUUUGAGAGAACAAGAAUAAUCUGGCUAGCUAAAAAACUUUUAUCAAAACAAAUUUACCAUUACCGACCGCUCUCAACAGGAUGUUGGAUGUUUGAAGUAUGCAGGAACUGAAAUAUAUGGAAAUUGUCUAGAAUAUGCUCCUUAUAAAUCCUCAAAAAUGAUUUCCAAAUUUUCAUAUAAUGAGAAAAAUUUCAGGUCUCGAGCGAAACUGUGAAUGAUCUGAGGUCAGCUGGGUGCCAGAGUUACCACGAAAGCCACGAGAAUCGAUCUGACGCAGUUGUUUAUGUCUUGAGGAACACAUUGCGUGGGGAUUAGGCGCCAAAUGUGCAGCCUGGUACAGUUGCCAAACGGGAAAGACUUGUGUAUGGCCUAAUUCACUGAAGCUUCACUUCUUCGUAGAGCUUAAUUUUGUCCAGUUAAUGAUCCACUUCAAACAAUUGGCAGACAAAAAAUAUUGAAAAAGGAAGUUUCGAUACAAUUCAAAAUGAAGCGCCUGGUUCCGUUUCGAAGGCUUGAGAACCGAGAAGUAGAAAAAAAAACUGUUUCUGAAACGUAUAAAAUACUUUGUUGAUUCUUUAUUUUGACGCAAAAAUAUUUUUAUGUGAAUCACUAUUUUCUGAACAUUUUUUGAAGUCAUCUUGCUUCAUAUUCAGAUUUUUUUUACAUCCAAAAGUUACAAGAAUUGGUUUUCGAUCCAGUUGAUUGAUAGUUUCGGCACAACUUCUCAGUCAUAAAUCCUCGGAUAAGCUAUCGUUUCACAGUAUCCUCUAACUAACCUUGACAUCCGAAAAUCGGAAAUUACAGGAAUACAGAUCGAAGAAAGCCAAAAAACCGAGAACGAAGCAUUUUUUUAAAGGUUUCUUGCGUUUUUUUUUUACAUAAGUGAUCCACUUAGUUUUUUUCGAAAUCUUUCUCGGACACCUUCAAAGUUUCGAGCCAUGAAACGUACGUCUGGUUCAGCACCUUUACUUCGAAAAAAAACCGACCGAUUUUUUCAGAUCCGCAUUGUUGUGAUUGUCACCAAAAAGUCAUUAUGUUUCUUGCCGAUUACAAAAAGUUAAAUUUACCGAAUUUCGAUCCUUGCGUUAUUACUUUUGAGGACACUAAGUGAAAUUAAAUUUGUGACCUUUUAAAUUUGUCGGGACAACACAACUAGAAGUAUAAUAACCGAUCAUUUCAAACCAAUUUUUUUCAGAAUAAAUAGUUAAAAAAGUCAAAGUUUUUCCCUCUUGUGAAAAGUUAGUUUCAUUGGUUUUUGGGCUCAAUAUUAUCCGGACAACUGAGGAAAAAUAGCGUAGAGGGGGCAGAAAAGCGGUAAAAGGUCCAGUAUCGUUUUUUAAAACUGGAUAUGAUUUUUUUUUUAUGAAAAGAGUACUUUCUUCCGAGACGGCAGAAAUGAAAUCUUGUAUUCUUAAAUUCAUUGUUGCCACGUUAUAAAUUAAUUUGAGUUAUAGCUCAUCCAUCGUUGGCUUGAAAAAAUUCGCCUUUUAAUAAGUCCCAUUAGAUAGCCAAAAAGCGGAAAAAAAAAUUAAAGGACUACAAAGUCUUCUCUUCAUCCUCAAAGAAGUAAGAUUUUCUUGUAUCUUCUGCAUUUCUUCUUCACUUGAGUAUCAUCUCAACUUUAGAAAAAUCAGUUCAAUUGAUAGAUCAUCUUCUACGAAAACAAAUUCGAAUCUUGCGAGAUGGUCCGACGGAGCGAAUCGCCAACAAGAAGCCCAAGGCUCCGCCCACACAGGAGCUACCGUACUUCGUCAUUCGACAACGUCCGCAUAAACACGCGAGCAGAGCCAUCGAGCAGGGAAUCGAGUUGCCGGUCAUGGACGCCUCCGUUUUAGCCAUCCACAGGUAAAGCCGCUAUUUUUUGUUCCACGUAUUGUUCCAAUUUCAAUUGAUCCAAAAACCCGAGCCACGCCUCUUCUCUCUUCUAAAACUAAACAAUCUCACAGGAAACGUUUAUAAUUAUUAUAUACAACAUUCGGGAACUUUGCUAGGCAUUCUUCUUUCCCGUACCUCUUUUUUCUAUUCUUACUAGUCCUUAUGCAAUCUAGUAAAAGUCAUUUUUCAGAAAUUAGUUUCUGAAUUUCUAGCUUCAUUUUCGUGUAAGUAGUUUUCAUCAACCGAAAGGCUUUGAGCUUAUUUCGAUCCUUUCUCCAGUUUUUGCAAAAUGAGAAAAGCUGUAUUUUUCUCAAGCAUGCCUAAAAAUGUACCGUUCAUAUUUCGCGCUCUGGCGAGCAUUUCGUUUUUAUAAAACUCACUGAAAAAAUGCAAUGAGUAAUUUUUUUUUUUCAUUUUUUCGCUACACGACUUGAAAAAUCAAUUAAUUUUUAUUAUUCAAAAAAAUGCUCAAGAUAUGCGGCGAAUUCAUUCAAAUUGAAAACUUCUGUUUAGACAUUCUUAGGAGUUUUCAAGUGGUCCCUGUAGGUGUUAGGGAAACAGCCCCUUUACGGACCGAAAAAAAGUGGCCACUAUAGGGGUAAAAAGCAAGGUGGUCCCUAUGGGGGGUACGGUCUGACCCCUUAUCCCCUAAAGCUUGAGUGGUCCCUAUAGGGGUCGUUCAAUUUCAUUCAAAAAAACUUUUUUUUAAUUUUUUUGCAUGGAGUUCAUAAAAAAUUAUCGACUAGAUGUCCCCUAUAGGGUUCACUAACACUCUGGAGUUCCUAAGUAUACUUAUUUUUUUCUCAUUCAUUAAAAAAAAAACCGAGUUUGUAGUUCAUCCUUAUUUCAAAUUUUUGAAAUAUUUUUGUGGAUUUUUGGAAACUGGAAAAAGUUCGGUCCUGGAAUUCAUAUUUUGUAAAAAAUAAGUUAUACUACAGUCGCCGAAUUUGAAAAAUUUCGUGACGCUAGAUAUCAAUGAAGAAAGCGUUUCUGAAGGUAAUGGAGGCGCAGGAAAAUGGUACUAUUAAAAUUAUAGAGAAUGGGCUGUUGAGACUUUGAAAAAGAGAAAAUUUUGAAAAUUUUACAGCGGUACGUACUCGAUUGCGCGGUCCCUGGAGCCUCUCGCGUUGAAACACGAAGAGACCGAGGAAGAAGAGGUUGAGCCUUGGUUCUCCGACUGGUGUACGGUAGUUUCAGCACGAGGACCGCCGCGUCAAGAAGUCCAAGUCGAAAAAACGGCAGGAGAAGCCACCGUAUUCCUACAUCGCCCUCAUAGCAAUGGCCAUCGCCGUUCGUUUUUUUCUAAUUGCCUGAGUUGUCCCUUAAGGGGCUAGGGUAAAAAAGGGCCCUCUAGAGAGGUAAAAUCAAGGUGGUCAAUAUAGAAGUUUAGGGUCUGACCCCCUACAAGCGGUCCCUAUAGGACCUUUUCAUUUUUUGUUCCGAUUCGAAAAUUAGAAAGAAAAUCUUGAUCAAUUUUCCUUUCAAGUAACUCUAAUUCGUUGAGUUUUUCUCAUGAAAAUGCUACUCCUUAUAGGGAACCUUCAAGGGCUCCUAAGGUUGCCCUUAUAGGAACCACUCUGGAGCUUUUAAGUACCUUAAUAAUUUCUCCAUUUGACAAUAUACAAUUUCCUCAUCAAACAGUAGCCAAAAAAAGAUCAAUCAAAAAAAUUACCGCUUCUUUUUGUUUUUUGUUCUUUCUCAUAGUGAUGAAUAAUGAAAAUUGAGAAAGAAGGUUUUGAAAAAUCUUUUUGGAACAGCUUUUUUGCUGUCAGAGCUGUAAUUUGGUACAUCACAGUGUUAGGUGUUCGAACAGAAUGGAAUUUUCCGCACAUUAUGGGAAAAAAAAUAUACAGUAAAAUCUGAAAGAAAGGUACUUUUACAGAAGCGACCGGACAAAAAGGCGACGUUGGCAGAGAUCUACACCUACCUGCAAGAGACCUUCGAAUUUUUCCGCGGAGAAUACGCCGGCUGGCGCAACUCGAUUCGCCACAACCUGAGUCUGAACGACUGCUUCGUCAAGCUUCCCAAGGAGUCCGGCGAAAGGUAAGACGGUUUUUCGAGGCAAGUUGCGCAAGACAGCCGCAUCGCAUUUCGCGGCAGACAUGCCACUUAGUCGAGUUGCAGGGGCCGCAAGGGUCACAAGUGGACCAUUUCGGAGACGUGCGAGUACAUGUUCGAGGAGGGCAGCUUCCGUCGCCGACCCCGCGGUUACAAGGCGCGCAAGCGCUCUUCCUUCUCCAACUUCCCACAGGUUGACUAUUUCUGAAAAAAGGGACCCUUUUCUGCAUCUUUGAUUGGAGUUCUUAGCUUUUCUUGGAUUGAUCCAGAGUUAGAAACGAAGGGAUUGAAAGUUUUGUCCUAGGCUGAGAAGUCUUCAAAGAGCACAGGCAAAAUCGGAAAGGGUGGAAAAGGCUCCAUAGAAAUGUUCCUUCUACAAGGGAGAUCAUUUUAAACUGCGGUUUAGAAUUUUCUGAAAAUUUGUCAGAACACUCUUUGAUGUACCAUAAGAAGAUUCAAAAGGUCUCAACCUGCAAAACUCCCUCGUUUUUGAAAAAAGACGCCUGAAAGCCAAAGGAAACCCUGAGAAUCCGAAGUACCAAGUUGAGGCCCUGAAAAUCUUAACAUUCAAAACUUCCUAGUUUUCAAGAAAUUAGGGCUCAAAGCCUCGAAAAUGGUCUUUAUGACGAAUUUUGAACGUUUUCUUUGGAUUUGUGGCCUGCCUUCAUAAAAACUAGGAAUUUGUGCAGGUUUAGACUCUCAAAAUCGUUUUUUUGUACUUCAAGGAGUGACCUGACCAAUUUUCAGGGGAUUUCCAACCACAAAGUAGAAGGACCUUCCUUGUUAGGCUCUUUUUUUGCUGCCUUUUUGCACCAUUUCAUCGGCUCUUAUGCACCAUUUUUGCUGCCUCUCAUUUUUUCCCCAUUUCUUGAGCCUUAAACAUCACAGAAAAGAUUGAAAGCUCGAAAAAGGGAGUCUUUUUGCUGCCUUGUUCCUCUCUUUUGUUCCUAACACGAACUUUUUUUCCCACUAUAUUAUUGAGUUUGAUGAUUGGAUUUAAAAGUCAACCGUUUUCGCCUAAUUUGUUUUGUGAAAAAUACCGAUGAUACUCUGCGAGAAAUUGAUCGCAACGCGGUCGACGUUAGUUUGUGUUAUUUGGCGCCUAAUUUGUCAGGAGCCGCAGACAAACGACUGCAGAUUGGGUGGAGUGAUGACAGGCGUGACUAAAUGAGUUCGAACUGCGCACUGCGGUAAAACGAGCGAGUCAUCCAAUACGUUUUGUUAGCGGCGAAAAGUCAUUCCCAAGCAACAAAUAGUUUAUGUUCACAUAAUACUGUUGGCUCUUUCGGCGGAAAACCAUGAAACCACAAAUCUCAUCGUAUCAGUUUCAGUUCGACUAUGCGGCACCAGUAUCCGGAGGCGACUAUGGAGUGGAUAAAAUUAGGGAUCCUGUCGUCGGUGCGGCUCCUGGUUCGUGUUUGUUAGCGGCAAUGAAAGAAGACAUCUUUCAGUGGAAACGUUGCCGUCGCUGCAGUCGUCGGCGUUCGGCUAUCCGACCAGUUAUCCGUUCGCUCCAUCGAUUCAGACCUUCCCGCAGCCGUUUGUUUUCAACUUCAUCUUUGUAGACCACGGGGGUGCAGGAAUCAAACUUCAAAGAUAAACCUCCUCAAAUCUAGAUUUUUUCAAAAUACAGUCCCUGUUUUGUUUUACCAUCUUCGGAAGCUUUAGAUAAGCCUGACUUCACUUUUUCCUUCCAAAGAUUCCAAAUCUCGAAUUUAUAUCGAAAAGUUUACAGUCCCUCGACUUGACAUUUUUCGCGUGUCUGCGUCUCUCUGUUCCCUCACUGGCGAGGCCAGAGAAACAUAGAAAUAGCACGUAAACAUGAGAGAGACGUCGAGAGAUUAGGACGGCUCAGAGAAGUCCCGCUCUUCCAAGUCGCGAAAAACGGACGAUACAAUAAAUAUAACCGCUUUGAAAUAAAAACCAGACCAUAUGGCCUUGUUUUUUUUCAAAUCAAAGCUUGAAUCGAGAAGCUAAAAAGCUCUUAGAACGGAAAAACGGUUUACUGUAACCGAAAGUUUUUGAUUUAGCUUAUGAAGUUAGUUCUGGAAGAAAAAUUCAGUUGAAAGAAAGCUUAAAAACCAAACUUCAAUACCUGUUUUCUGCACACCGUCAUUGACACAUUUUGGUUCUUCCCCUGCAAUGGUUCCUACCACAGGUACGAUCAGCCGUGGUACUACGGGACCGUGACGGAGAUGAGCGGCUCGCCAUACCUUUACGAGCUGCCGAGCAUCGGCUCUUUCGAUGAGUGGCGCCAUCCUUUCGGCUUCCCGCCUGUCCAACUUGUUGAACCAUCCGCCGAGCCUCACCUCGUCUACCAGCCCCCUCAUGACGUCAUUUACCCUCAUUCCGACGAGUCCAGAGACGACCUCGACCUCGCCAUUUGA
Messenger RNA from Caenorhabditis auriculariae, 7375 nucleotides. NCBI's taxonomy places the organism in Eukaryota, Metazoa, Nematoda, Chromadorea, Rhabditida, Rhabditidae. The record is from the annotation of a GenBank genome assembly.